AAAAAAAAAAAAAGCGAAGAAGAAGAAGAAGAAGCAGCACGCGAAGACAGGCUCAGACCAGAGCGAGGCAGCGGACAAGGAGCGCAGGAGACCCCGCGCGCGCGCGUGCGUUUGGUCUCCGGCACCCGCCAGGAAUAUCUAAUACUCCCCUCCCAGACGGAGCAGGAAUAUCUGGCAUGGCGUGGAGGGAAAUCUCGGGAUGGAGCGUCCUGCAGCGGCGCGUGGAGCAGCUUUAUAAGCACUGCCAUGAGAAGAGGACGUAGGGCCGAUCCAUUCCAAGCUGCAGCGUUUGUGGAUUUGCUAACUGUUGGAUCUAAAGGUGCAGUGAGGGAUGUCUGUUUGACAGACUCAGUGCAAAAGGGCUGAACAGACACUAGAGUGUGCUUUUGUGUUGUGCAACGGCACCGUCUCGUCUGGACCAUGUGGCUGGCUACGUUUAGCGUCCAUCUGUUGCCUGCACACCUGCUACACCAGCGAGGGACUCCCACCAUCACUCACUGUGCUCUCCUCUGGUGGAUGUUAUGUUCCUGCUGCUCACUCACCAAAGCAACAAGCCAGAAAUUCUACCCAACUGUGACCACCCAGUUCGGGAAACUGCGGGGCCUUAGGGUCCCCGUCCCCAGUGAGGUCCUCAGACCUGUGGAUCAGUACCUCGGGGUCCCUUACGCUGCCCCACCUGUGGGGGAAAAGCGUUUCAUGCCCCCUGAUCAACCCUCCCCUUGGUCAGGAGUCAGGAACGCCACGCACUUCAUGCCCGUGUGCCCCCAGAACAUCCACAACACGGUGCCAGAGAUCAUGAUGCCCAUAUGGUUCACGUACAACCUGGACACAGUGGCCACGUACAUCCAAGAUCAGAGCGAGGACUGCUUGUAUCUGAACAUCUACUCUCCGACAGAAGACGGGGGCCAAAACAAGAAAAAGGGGGCGCCUUUCUCACAAGCUGAGACUCAUGUAUCUGAAGAUAUAAGGGACUCUGAAGCCCGACCAGUGAUGGUUUACAUCCACGGAGGUUCCUACAUGGAGGGAACCGGGAACAUGAUGGAUGGCAGCAUUCUGGCCAGCUACGGGAACGUCGUGGUCGUCACGCUCAACUACAGAAUCGGGAUAUUAGGCUUCCUGAGUACUGGCGACCAGGCAGCUAAAGGAAACUACGGACUGCUGGAUCAGAUUCAAGCUCUACGCUGGAUAAGUAAAAACAUCGGUUACUUUGGAGGAGACCCAGGCCGCAUCACAGUGUUCGGAUCUGGAAUCGGUGCUUCGUGUGUCAGUCUGCUAACACUGUCCCACCACUCGGAGGGUCUGUUCCAUAGAGCCAUCAUCCAAAGUGGUUCAGCACUGUCCAGCUGGGCCGUCAACUACCAGCCAGUCAAGUACACCCGCAUGCUUGCUGAGAGAGUUGGCUGCAACGUGUUGGACACAGUUGACAUGGUGUCCUGCUUACAGAAGAAGAGUGCUAAGGAGCUUGUGGAGCAAGACAUCCAGGCUGCUCGUUACCGCGUGGCUUUCGGCCCCGUUAUUGACGGAGACGUCAUCCCAGAUGACCCAGAGAUCCUGAUGGAGCAGGGCGAGUUUCUCAACUAUGAUAUAAUGCUGGGUGUGAAUCAGGGCGAAGGGCUGCGCUUUGUGGAGAACUUGAUGGACCUGGAGGACGGCGUGUCUGGCAACGACUUCGACUUUGCCGUGUCCGACUUUGUGGACAGUUUGUAUGGCUACCCGGAUGGGAAGGACACCCUCAGGGAAACCAUUAAAUUCAUGUACACAGACUGGGCUGACAAGGAUAACCCAGAGACUAGGAGAAAAACCCUGGUUGCGCUCUUCACGGACCACCAGUGGGUGGAACCAUCGGUGGUAACAGCUGACCUACAUGCCCGCUACGGCUCACCUACGUACUUCUACGCCUUCUAUCACCACUGCCAGAGUCUUAUGAAGCCCGUUUGGUCAGACUCAGCACACGGAGACGAGGUGCCCUAUGUAUUUGGCAUCCCCAUGGUGGGCCCGACAGAUCUGUUCCCUUGUAACUUCUCCAGGAAUGACAUCAUGCUUAGCGCCGUGGUCAUGACAUAUUGGACCAACUUUGCAAAGAGUGGGGAUCCGAACAAGCCAGUGCCACAGGACACUAAGUUUAUCCACACCAAGGCUAACCGCUUCGAGGAGGUCGCCUGGUCUAAGUACGACCCCUAUGAACAGUUUUACCUGCACAUCGGCCUGAAGCCUCGCAUCCGUGACCACUACCGCGCCACCAAAGUGGCCUUCUGGAAACACCUGGUGCCACAUCUCUACAACAUCCAGGGAAUAUUCUAUUACUCCUCCACCACCACCAAAGUUACUCCUCUGGAUCCCACCCAGUCCAAUGGGAAGCGGUCUGGCAGCACGGGGCGACCUCCCGUAUCCACGUCCCACGGUGGAGGUGAGGGAGGGAGAGAGAUGGGUCCUCUGAUCAUGCCGAACCCCAGAGAUUACUCCACAGAGCUCAGCGUCACCAUCGCAGUCGGGGCGUCGCUGCUCUUCCUCAACGUCCUGGCCUUCGCCGCUCUGUACUACCGCAAGGACAAGCGCAGCCGCCAGGAAACCUCCCAGCAGCCCAGUCCCCAGCGCGAGAGCAAAGGCAACAACGCGAGCCACACCAACACGGUCGACGAGACCCUGUCGUCCCAGCAACGGAGCCCGUGCGAGGCCCUUCACAAUCCUCUUCACGCCUCGCCCAGCUUCUCUCUGAGUCAGCGCCGCUCCCCGGACGACAUCCCUCUGAUGACCCCCAACAACAUCACCAUGAUCCCUAACUCCCUGAUGGGCCUGUCCAACAUGAGUCCAUACAGCACCUUCCCUGCCGGCUACAGCUCCGCAGGCCUGCCCAGCACCCACUCCACCACCCGAGUAUAGCCUGGCAGGAGGCGGAGACGAUAAAUAUACGACAAACAUUAAAAUUUAGAGCUGUAUUUAGGAUGUGUAAGUAAAAUAGAAUCAAAAUAUGUUUGUUCUGUCAUUUCCAGAGGUGUGCGAUCACCAACAUCCUGCCUUCGCUCUCUUUCUCAUAAUACAAAGUCUCAAAUGCAGAGUCAUUUUAUAAUAACCAUUCUCAAAGGCAGUCCAAAAGAAGAAGAAGAAGAAGUGCAUUUCAUUUUUCACUUUGGCUUUUUUGGAACUUUACCUAGCAAGAACUUAGUAUAAUGUUUAUACAGCUGGAUUUGUAUGGGAAGCUUUUUCUUACUCUGUGAUAUCUAUUUUGCUCUCGUGGAACGAUGGGACAUUACAACUGGUUGAAGAUGAUUUCUGGGGGGAAAAGCAGUAUUAAUAUGAUUGUUAUUAUUAUUACUCUUAACAAGCUGUUUUCUACAUAUUUCUCAUUCCGCCUUGCUUAUUCUGAAAAUGUAUUUUUACUGUAAUUACUUUAAAAUACCUUGCACAUCGCUUACACAAGGAUUUUUCCUGUGGGGGCAGAGCAGCAAGGGAUGAAAACUCAACCCAAAAUAGCUGAUGAAAAUGUCCAACGUACCCAAAAUGUUUCUAUCUGGUAGUGCAAAUACAGCACCUGUGUGUGAGGGUGUGUGUGUGGGUGUGUGUGUGUGGGAGAGAGAGCAUGUGGAAGUGCUGGAAACUG
Molecule: messenger RNA, 3598 nt
Organism: Nematolebias whitei (Rio pearlfish)
Lineage: Eukaryota; Metazoa; Chordata; Actinopteri; Cyprinodontiformes; Rivulidae
Gene: nlgn3b
Product: neuroligin 3b
Exons: 7
Coding region: 421-2880 (819 amino acids)
Biological process (GO): chemical synaptic transmission; presynaptic membrane assembly; neuron cell-cell adhesion
Cellular component (GO): postsynaptic specialization membrane; cell surface; synapse
Molecular function (GO): signaling receptor activity; neurexin family protein binding
Source: RefSeq, a predicted model, not a curated record